AUGGAGUCGGUUUUGAAACCGGCGGCUCUUCUGCUCACACUCUGGUGCUGCUGCAGUGCUCAAUACAUUUCCAGCAUAAGUCCACGUCGAGGAAGCUACAACGGAGGAACACGACUCACAAUUACAGGAUCAGGUUUUUCCCAGGAGGGACAGUUCCAGCUGAAUCCAAAAAACGACACCUUUGGUAACCAUGUGACCCUGGUGUCAGGUACCUUGUCGAUCCCCUGCGAUGUGGAGAGAGACUCAACACACGGCAACCAGAUCAUGUGUUACACCAGGCCGAUGCCCCGUGACUUGUACGUGGCCCACGUUAGGGUGGAUGGUGUUGCCAUUCCUGACAACCAAAUAUGCCGCGGCAAUCUACGCAAUUGUGGCAUUAAUACUCUUUGGUAUCGCACCCCCACCAUCACAAAUGUUGUUCCGGUCAGCGGCCUCCCAGGCACAGUAGUGACACUGCGAGGCCUGAUCUUCACGGACGUGUAUGGAAGCAACACGGCCGUGAGCUCGAAUGGCCUCAAUACCAGAUUUGUGAGGUCCUACAUGGGCGGUAUGCCGUGUGAGAUGCUCAAACCACAGUCAGAUGAACUAUAUAACCUGCGACUGGAUUCAGAAAAUUCCUACUGGGGAUACAUGAGCUGCAAAAUGACGGGAACAUAUAUUGGGCAUCACAACUUGAGUUACAUUCUGGAUUCUGACUUUGGAAGGAGUCUUCCAGAUUUUAAGCUGUUCAGGGUUUCAUCUGUGGGCAAACUUUCCAUGUUCCAGAGCUAUGCAGAGGUGACAGGAGUGUCUCCAUCCAAGGGCAGCGUCACGGGCGGAACCCUGCUGACCGUCCACGGCCGCUUCUUCGACCAAACCGAUCAGCCGGCUCGUGUUCUCGUUGGAGGUCUGCCUUGUGAAAUCCAGAGUGUGUCCGAUGACAGAAUAACGUGCAGAACUGCCGAGCACCAGAUGAACAACAUGAGCGUCUACCCAGGUAGCCGAGGGUUCAAGACAGAAGUGUGGAACAACACAAGACCCAGAUACUUGACCGACAUCUGGAACUACAAUGAGAACACGACUGGAUACUGGUCACGGUGGAUCGAUUCCAUGCAGCAUGACUUCCCUACAACUUUGACUAAUUUCUGCUCACGAUCCAGAGGCUUCAUUGUCCCUCCGACCACGGGUAACUACAGGAUAACCAUCCAGUGUGAUGACCGAUGUGAGCUCUACUUCAGCAACUCCAGUCGCCCAGAAGACAAAGUCAAAUUAUUGAGCCAGCCUUGGUAUCAAAGCUCCUACACCAUGUCCAAAUUGAUGGUUCUCGAGAAAGGAACACCCUACUACAUAGAAGUACUACAACAGCAGAAUGGCGGUCCAGCGGGUUUGAAUAUUGGCUUGUUCAGUGAGAAGAGUCAUUAUACACAAUACCAAACAAAGGAUGCCAUCAACGAGAUCCAGGAUAUCGUGGGUCGAUAUGACGUGUUCGACGAAGAACAGGUGGUUUCCUUUGACCCGUGGCCGAGCAGCUCUACCGCAGUCAAAGAGGUUCAGAAGGUGAGCGUCAGCAGCGGCUGUGCCAGCCAUCUCUGUGGCAGCGUCUUCUUCAACCUGGGCUACGGCAACGCCAAGACUGCUCCAAUCCCAGUCAGAGCCUCAGCAGAUAUGGUGGAAAAAGCCUUGAACAGCCUUUGGUCCAUCAAACCGGACACGGUUCAGGUCACAAAGCAGGAUUUCAGCCAAGGAUCCCACUACUUAGUCACAUUCAAUUCUGACAGAGGUGAUUUCAAACCUCUUCACUAUGAGGUUUUUGGCUCGGACACUAACGUCUCUGUUGCGGAGGUCACCAAGGGGAGGAGCAACAUGACGACAUUCACUCUGCUCUGGGGGGGAGUCCCAACAAAACCCAUCGCCUAUAACGCAACUGACGUUCAGGUGCAGUCGGCUCUGGAGGACAUGAUGAAAGCCGAGUGUCCCGCUGAGAUCCUGACCACCGAAGGCCCCGACGUGAAAUACUUCAAAGAUUUCGAAGACGACAACUCUCAGUUUGAUACUGGAAGGGAAGGGACUCCUGUGAAACACUCUGGUUUCUGUGGCCAGUGGUCACUGAAGAACGCUCAGGAUCUUUUCAAGGAAAGCUACACUCAAGCGUCCGGGGACAAAUAUGGACAAGUUUCAUUGGACCGAUAUCCCACGCUUUGUUUCGCCUACAAGGGAACGUUGAAGGAUGAAGUUGGAAUGAGAUUCUCGUAUCGCAACAGCCAAGGGCAAACCGCGACACAAACCGCAAAGAGCCGCACAGUCUUCACUAAAAGCCAAAAAUGGAGUUACAAGUGCAUGGACAUGCUGAGUUCUCUGCAGACUGAAUAUAUUGGCAGCAGAUACCAACUGCUGGAGUUCUACCUCUACCAAGACGCCUCUGGUGCAGAUUUCUACGUGGACGCCGUUCACAUCGGAAAGAGACCGACCACAACUAAUGAAAAUGCUGUUCCCCUCAGGAGGAGGCCUCCACCGUUCGAGCACCACGGACGUUUCUUCAGUGCGAUCUCUGUUUCCAAAGUCACGUCAGCUGCUGCACAGAUCAGCUACAAUAUUAAAGCCACACCAGUGGAGUGUGCCUUUGAUUUCCAGAUGCUAGAAGUCGCCUUCCUACAGAUGUCUAACAGCAGCGAGGACACGGCUGAGUUCAGGGAGGGAGCGGCCAACGUCACCAUCACUCGGCUGCACAGAGCCUCGCCUCCUCUGAACGGCACAUUUGAUGUGGAGAUUUAUGGGGGAAGAGCUGAAGGUCUGUCCGUGGACAUCAGCGAGGAGGACCUGAAGUACGCUCUGGAGGGAAUCGCGGGGAUGGGACAGGUCAGCGUCACGUACCAGAGAACCUGCAGACAGCCCAAGUGGAGGGUUAAGUGGCUCACAAACCCUGGAGGCCAGCCUUUGAUUCAGAUCAACAGCUCCUCAGUCGUGGGUCAAAAUGCAGCUAUUAAAGCUCAAGCGAAGACAAAUGGAGGACUGCACAUCAAAAGCCUGGGAGGAGAUUUCUUCCGUGUCUGGGAACCCAAACCUCAGGUGGAGGUGUCCAUCAAUGGAAUUCCCUCAAAGUGUUCUGGUGACUGUGGAUUCGAAUGGUCCGAGGAGAAGACUCCAGUGGUGACUGGAAUCAGCCCAUCUCAAGGAUCAAUGGGGACUCUUCUGACUGUUACUGGGAUGAACUUCGCCAACGAAAAUGCCUCCAUCAUGGUGGGACAGGUCAGGUGCCAUGUUGAACAGACCACAGCAACCUCUCAGGUGUGCAGGCUGGGCAGUGCCAGCGCUGGAACCUACCCUGUGUCUGUCACCUUCCCCUCGCUGGGGAACUCCCGCUACGCAGACAGCAACAUCACCCACUUCACCUACCGGCUCAUUGUGUCGUCUUUCUCUCCACUGUCUGGAAGUUUAGGAGGAGGCACUCUGCUGACGGUGAAAGGCUUCGGCUUCAGUCAGAACACCACCGUGACCAUCGGCAGUGUCAAGUGCACGCUGGUUCACACCAGUGACACUGAGCUGAAAUGCAGAACACCACCAGGUCUUGCUCCAUCAAACCUGGUGACAGUGACGGUGGGAAACAUGAGUGAGACGGCCAACGGCUCCUUCAACUACGACGCUUUGCUCACUCCUACUGUCACAGGCCUGAGUCUGCUCACGUCCACGGUGUUCGAACGCCGACUUCUCACCAUCCAGGGUUCCUCCCUGGGAAGCGGAGAUAAUGCAAGCGCCGUGUACGUAGGCGGAAAGGAGUGUGUCCCCGUGCACUGGGCAGCAAACAACAUCAGCUGUCAUCUGCCUGUGCUGCCGCCUGGUCUGUACAAGGUGGAGUUACAGGUCAAGAAUUUGGGCUUUGCACAGAUAAGCAACAGCACGAAUGGCACCAUUGAGUACAUCCUGGAGGUCUACAGCAUCACCCCGGUGUUUGGCUCCUUGAUGGGAGGGACCCGGCUCACCGUCUCUGGCUCUGGUUUCAGUAACAGCACGUCUGACAACAAAGUGUCUAUUGGAGAAGCUGUGUGUGAAGUGAAGCUCGCCUCUGCCAACGAGCUGCAGUGUGUGAUGCAGUCAGAGGAGAAGACCCACACCGUCACCAAUCAGGGAUCCCACAGCACUUACGGACAGGGAUACGCGUGGAGUCCUGCCUCAGUCACAGUGUUCGUCGGGGACACAGUGAUGUGGCGUUGGGAGGCGCCGGCCUUCCAGAAGGUGGGAUACAGGGUUUUCAGUGUUUCCAGCCCCAGUGGCACCACUUACGAAGGGGGACCAUUCACCAGCGGAGACACCAAAACCAGCAAAGGGUACUUUGGCUACCGCUUCACUGCCCCCGGCGUGUAUUACUACAGCAGCGGCUACAUAGACGGUGCUAACACCAAGCUGCUGCAGGGAGUCGUGAAGGUCGAGCCUCGGCAGCAGAGGAGCAGCAAGGCCUCCGUCAGCGUGGGAGGGAUAGAAGCCAGACACGUGAUGGGAGGUUCCCGCCGUGUUGCCAGAGAUGCCCCUCAGUGUGUGGCCACGCCCCAGUGCCCGGGGACCAAUCAGAGUGCGGGCGGUCUUUCUUUCAGCACCUCCACCUGCUCCACCCCCACAGUCACCUCCAUCUCCCCCAACCAGGGCUCGUAUCACCAGGUCAUCCACAUCCAGGGCAGCGGCCUCAGCGACAUCGCCUGCGCUAAUGAGGUGACGGUGGGAGAUCAGCCCUGUCAGGUGAUCAACAGCUCGCACUCUGCAAUCUUCUGCCAGCUCAGCCCCAGCAGCGAGCUCGCCGUCGGUGUCGCUCUCCCCGUAGCGGUCAGAGUCAACAACCUGGGCAGUGCCAUCAUUAAUGUGCCCAACGAGCUCGGCCGCCGCUUUGUUGUUCUGCCUGUGGUCGACUCUGUCUCGCCCCCUGUCGGCAGCACCACGGGCCACACCAGACUCUCCAUCCGCGGCUCCGGCUUCUCUGCGGGACAAGUGACCGUUGCCAGCGAGGCCUGUGUGUUUGUGUCGGUCAAUUACACCCAUAUCGUCUGCGACACCGCUCCCUCUCAGCCGCACACCGGUGAUGUCACCUUCCAGACGGGCAAGAUCCAAAGCUCCUGUCACUCAAACUGCUCCUUCAUGUACUCUUCCUCCAUCACUCCGACCGUCACCAGCGUUUCCCCCGACACCAUCAGCGGCCUCACGACUGUAAACAUCUCCGGCUCAGGGUUCGGCAGCCGUGUGGACGAUGUGGUCGUUUUCGCCAGCAGCAUCGCCCUGGCAGUGACCGCCGUGUCAGACAGCAACGUAACGGUACGAGUCGAUGCUCUCCCCGCAGGCGACCACCCAGUCAAGGUCAUUGUGAGGAGCAAAGGCCUUGCCUCCGGUCAGCCCACCCUGAGCAGCAGUGCCCAGGCCGUCCUGAGCCCCAGCGAGGGCAGCAUGGCAGGAGGAACUCGUCUUGUCCUCACAGGAAACGGCUUCGCUCCGGGGAACACCAGCGUGACGGUUGGCGGCAAACACUGCAAGAUUGAGGAGGUGACGCCGGGUGUUCUUCGCUGUCUGACGCCUCCUCACAGCGAGGGCCAGGUGGCCGUCAACAUCCGGGUCCUCUCAGUGGAGUAUCCUCCACUCAGCUUCACAUACUCUGCAGCCCACACGCCCAACAUCAGCUCCGUCAGCCCCACCACCGGGCCGAGCGGUUCAGUCGUCACUCUGACCGGUUCAGGGUUUGGAAACGACUCUCAGCUCAUCGCUGUCACCAUAAACCACGUGGCCUGCAAUGUGUCCGCGGUCUCCGACACACAGGUUCAGUGCACUGCGGGGGACAACCCCGGGGGGACGUACGGGGUCACGCUGCAUCACCAGGUCAAAGGUCACGCCCUGUCAGAGGUCAUGUUCACGUACGAGCUGACUCUCAGCAGCGUGCAGCCCAGUCAGGGCAGUUUUGGUGGCGGAGCUCGGCUGAGCAUCCAGGGCUCCGGCUUUGACCCGCGCAACUCCACCGUGACGAUCUGCGAGGAGCAGUGUGACGUCGACAGAAACAUGUCGACAUCCACACGUCUCUACUGCCGGUCUCCGUUCAACAACAGCACACAGUCAGAGCUGAGCUGCGUGGUUGCUGUCAUAAAUCAGCUGGAUGCCGUCAACGUAUCAGACGGCUUCAUUUACAAAUCUCAGCUGACGCCGGUGAUCACCGAGGUUUCUCCUGGCAGAGGAGGCACAGCCGGGGGCACGCGACUCACAAUCACCGGCUCGGGUUUCAG
Paralichthys olivaceus (Japanese flounder) is the source of this 6227-nucleotide messenger RNA. The record is from RefSeq and is a predicted model, not a curated record. Lineage: Eukaryota; Metazoa; Chordata; Actinopteri; Pleuronectiformes; Paralichthyidae.